Molecule: messenger RNA, 4773 nt
Organism: Nothoprocta perdicaria
Lineage: Eukaryota; Metazoa; Chordata; Aves; Tinamiformes; Tinamidae
Gene: IL6ST
Product: interleukin 6 signal transducer
Exons: 15
Coding region: 16-2769 (917 amino acids)
Biological process (GO): cytokine-mediated signaling pathway
Cellular component (GO): membrane; external side of plasma membrane; signaling receptor complex
Molecular function (GO): cytokine binding; cytokine receptor activity
Source: RefSeq, a predicted model, not a curated record
GGAAUUCUGUGCAGCAUGUUUUCUGGGUGGAACUUCGUGGCCCAUGGGUUGUAUCUGUUCUUGAAUUUUUGCUCUAUUGAAGUUUCAGGUGGACUUGUACAGUCAUGUGGCCACAUCAUCCCGGAGUCUCCUGUGCUGGCCCUCGGGUCCAACUUCACAGCACUGUGCAUCCUCAACGAGAGUUGUCUGGACUUUGGCAAUAUAUAUGCCAAUCAAAUUAUCUGGAAAAUUAAAAAUAGACUGGUACCUAAAGAACAAUACCGUGAAAUAAACAGGACGGUCUCCAGUGUCACAUUUAAUGACACUUCUUCACUUGCUACUCCUCUGACGUGCAACAUUUUGGCAGAUGGACAGAUUGAGCAGAACAUCUAUGGAAUCACUGUUACAUUAGGCUUGCCUCCGGAGAAGCCCAGAAACUUAAGCUGCAUUGUUCAUCAGGUGUCAAAACUUACAUAUCCUAUGACUUGUACCUGGAACCCUGGAAGGCAUACAUUCCUAGACACUCAGUUUAGGUUGAAAUACAGGUGGCCACGAGAAGAUUUUCCGGACUGCAUACCAAAAGAUGCCAACAACUCUUGCACCAUCACUGAUGUUCAGUUCUUUGUUAACCUGGAGGUCUGGGUAGAAGCUGCAAAUGCUCUUGGCAAGGCAGAAUCUGAUCGUCUUGUUUUUGAUCCCAUUGAGAUAGUGAAACCCCUGUCUCCACAUAACCUGUCUGUCAAUUCAGGAAUAUUGCCUAGCGUUCUGAAACUUUCCUGGGAGAACYGAAUUUCAGCAGCUGUGAUGAAACUGAAAUUCAAUAUUCGCUAUARGAUUAUUGGUGAAACAGACUGGAUGCAGAUCCCUCCUGAAGAUACGGCCUCACCAAGAACUUCCUUCAGUGUUCAGAGUCUCAGGCCUUACACCGAAUAUGUCUUCUCAAUUCGGUGCAUGAAGGAAGAUGGAGUGGGCUAUUGGAGUGACUGGAGUGAAGAAAAGACUGGAAUGACAACCGAAGAUAAACCAUCGAAAGGGCCAGCCCUGUGGAGGAUCAUUGAUGCUUCUCGCUCACCGGCUUUCUGGACAGUGCACCUGGUGUGGAAGGCGCUGGAGCCCCCUGACACCAAUGGGGUCAUCCUGCGGUACGAGGUGGCUGUGCGAGCGCGGCCGCCGGGCGCCCGGCCCCCGGAGCAGCACAGCGUGAACAGCACCAGCCUCACCCUAAAGCUGCCCAACGGCACCUACGAGGUGACCGUGGUCGCCCGCAACAGAGCCGGCGCGUCCCCUCCGUCCGUUCUGCUCAUCCCUGCAAGGAAUUCCAAAGCUCCUGUGAAGAAUAUCAGGACGCUCCCUAAAGAYGGCAAGCUGUGGGUAGGGUGGACUGCGCCCAACACCUCCGUCCUCAGGUACAUAGUGGAGUGGUGCCUGGUGUCGAACAGCUCGGACUGUGUCAUCGAAUGGCAGAGUGAACCAGAGAAUGUUCAAGGAACAUACUUAAAAGGGGACAUCAAGCCRUUCAAGCGCUACCUGAUCACGGUGUACCCGCUGUACGCCGACGGCCAGGGAAGCGGGCGCUCCGUGACCGCCUACCUGCAGCAGGACCGUCCUUCAAAAGGACCAACUGUUCAGACAAAAAAAGUAGGAAAAGCUGAAGCUGUUUUGAUGUGGAACCAUCUUCCAGUGGAUGAGCAAAAUGGAUUUAUCAGAAGUUACACAAUACUCUAUAAAACUGUUGAUGGAAAUGAAACAGCUGUGUCAGUGGAUCCUUCCAAGACGGAAUACACCCUCUCUUCUCUGGCCAGCGACACGCUGUAUACUGUGCGGAUGAUGGCCUACACAGAUGAAGGAGGCAGGAGUGGUCCUGAUUUUACAUUUACUACACAAAAAUUUGGGAAAGGAGAAAUUGAAGCCAUAGUUGUACCCGUGUGCCUAGCAUUUCUGCUGAUCGUACUCCUUGGAGUUUUGUUUUGCUUUAACAAACGUGACUUAAUUAAAAAACAUAUCUGGCCUAAUGUUCCGGAUCCAUCCAAGAGUAAUAUUGCUCAGUGGUCACCUCAAGUUUCAGCUAAGCAUAACAUUAGUUCCAAAGAGCAGAUGUACCCAGAAGGCAGCUUUACAGAUGUCAGCGUUGUCGAAAUAGAAGCCGACGACAAGAAGUCCUUCUCAGAGCAGGAUCUGAAACCCUUUGACUUGCUUAAAAAGGAGAAGAGCACCUCGGAGGGGCACAGCAGUGGCAUCGGCGGCUCCUCCUGCAUGUCGUCCCCCAGGCAGAGCGUCUCGGACAGCGACGAAGGCGACGCCGCCCAGAACACCUCCAGCACGGUGCAGUAUUCGACCGUGGUGCUCAACGGCUACCGCGACCAGACGCCGGCCGUGCAGGUCUUCUCCAGGUCCGAGUCCACGCAGCCGCUGCUCGACUCCGAAGAGCGGGCGGAGGAGGCCGACGGCGGCACUCCCAGGCAGAUGUAUUUCAAACAAAGCCGCGGGCAGGACGAAGSCAGCACGGACAGGCUGCGCUCGGACAGAGCCCAGCAAGCUGCUCCUGCCGCCGAGGAGGAUCUUGUUGGCUUCGCGCAGCUGCAGCUCUCGGGUCAGAAYGUGCAGCUUUUGGCCCUGGGGCUGGAGAUAAACCCCGAAGAAGCUGCUCUGGCAGAGGUUCUGCAGGCAGGUACUGAGGCACCGUGCACUGCGAGACCUGAAACAGGAGAGGAAAAUGCAGCAGCAGUGGAGGAGAUGCCCAAAAGUUACCUCCCGCAGACUGUGAGACAAGGGGGCUACGUGCCUCAGUGAGGGAAGAGACUGGCUCCGUUAGGCCUUUACCAGUGCCUGUUCACACUUUCGCCUGUGUUCUUGAUAAAUUAAGCUAAAUAUUUUUUAUCUGAAUGCAGAUAAAAAUAUUGAAGAGUCAUUUGACAGAAUAKGCAAGGACUAUGUCUCUGUGGAAAAGUUACAGUCCAGCCCUACUGGAGACUUACUUCAUGCACUACAUAAAACCUUACUUGUCUGAAUAGCUGAGCAAGCCUUUGUGCUGCCUUGCUUUUCUGUGUCUUGCAUCAGAUCUACACAACUGAAAAGAAGCAAGUUUCAAUAAUCACAUCUGCCAACAGACCUCCUAGAAGAAAUACUUUAAGAUUUGCAGCAGUGAAAAAAAGACAGCUUUUAUUGUUUGGAGCAUCUUCAUGCCAAUCUAAGGCCUGAAGUUUAGUAUUCUCAUGCAGGAAAAAUGAACUAAAACAUGCAGUUUUCAGUAGCUUGAUGGACUUGGUGAAUUCUGGUUUGGCCCAAUGCCAUAAUUCCUAAAUUGUGCAAAAUACAUUCAUCCCACCUUUGAAAAGGGAAGAGAAAAUGUGGUAGUGUGCAAACAGAAAAAAAAAGCCAUAAUUGCUUGGCUCAGUGCUACUGUAGUUAUCAGUAUUCUGCCUCUGUAAAGAUAUAURUGCACAUGAACUAUAACUGGGCUUAGAAGUGUGCCUUGCAACUUGUCGCACACCAGUGCAGUCUUCAUUUUUGUUUUCAGCUGGAUUUCUAACUUUCAAACUUAGAUUUGUACCCAAAUCACUGUCUAAUUACACUGCACCUCUUUGGUCACGUAAAUGGAGACAAUUUAAUGCCAUCUGCAACUUGAGGCAAACAAUGAGCUGUAACUUUUUAAUAUUUUUUCUAACAAUGCUUACGAGAGGGAACGUGACUUCCUUCCUUCUCGACUGCAAAGAUUAUUAUGCCAUAACUUCACUGCUGACACCCAAAGACCACCUUGGAACUGGAACUAGCAAAAACCAAAGCAUUGAUCCUGGGCACAGGGAAGGUACCCGACACCCUCAACUUGAAGCGUGUGUCUUAUUUUUUCUCUCUUCCCUCCUGUUCAUGCAGUUUGCAUCUUUUUCAAGAUACAGUUCUUGAAGAUGGUCUAUAAAAGGGUUUAAGGAAACAGCUAGCUCUUAAAAAUAAAAACCAAAACCCUUUUGAUGAAGUUUUGUGGUACUCCUGUAGAUUAAGUUAACUUAGUCUUGUCAGCUUUCUAAUCUGACAUUAUAAAAAAAAUCCCAAUUAAGAACACUAUGUGCCUUGUUGUGAGAAUACAACAAGGACUUUAUUCCUCCUCAGCAGAGCUCUGUGUAUUUAAGACUUGCUGGAACAUUUUGUGCUGUGAGCUGCGGUGCUGCUGUUCUAAACACACUUGCUGGAAGGCCCAGGAAGGAUCUGGGCCACUGUCCUUUUUACUCCCCGUGUUCCUUUUAUGCCAGCCUGCAUUGAAGGACUGAUGUAAAWAUAAAUGUUCAUGUGGUUUCUGCUGUUACAAAGAAACUAGACAGUAGAGUAACUUUAUAAGAUUAUCCCUGGAAGUCGCUGCUAUUCAAAACAGAUAUAGAAAACAAUCUUUAAUAAUGUCAUUUUAUUCAGUAUUUUGUAAUUCCUUUCUCCAUCUAGCCYAUUCAUUAACAAGUUUAAUAGCUUUAGUAUCAGGGCACUUUUUUYCCUAAAAUGCUUAAUGUAACUACAUUGUCACAACAUUCCUGAGUAUGUUGGUCCCCUUUUCUCCUCCUUCCACCUUAGCAUAUUUCAACACUCCCCCAGCAGGUAGGAUAUAAUAUAAAUUACCUGGCCAGAAGUGCCCUGGAAAAAGUGCCUUUUCCUUUCUGAGAAGUCCAAGGAGCAACCUUACACCAAACACAGUCUGACACUAAUAGUAGUUAGUUUGCAGGGGACUGACUGUCUUCCCUGUAUAGGCUUCCUAAAGACUGUAAAACCCCACACAAUAARCCAUAAGCUUUAUUUGAGCCACCUGCCUGCUUC